Messenger RNA from Gigantopelta aegis, 1479 nucleotides. RefSeq names its product galactoside alpha-(1,2)-fucosyltransferase 2-like. The transcript has 3 exons. Gene Ontology annotation, molecular function: galactoside 2-alpha-L-fucosyltransferase activity. Gene Ontology annotation, cellular component: membrane. Bases 57 to 1127 code for a protein of 356 amino acids. Gene Ontology annotation, biological process: carbohydrate metabolic process. NCBI's taxonomy places the organism in Eukaryota, Metazoa, Mollusca, Gastropoda, Neomphalida, Peltospiridae. The record is from RefSeq and is a predicted model, not a curated record.
CAGUGUAAAAAAUAGUGAUAACUUCCACCAGAAAGAUCGAGCACUGGGUAAAGACUAUGAUGAAGAAAUUAUUGGGACCUGCUUUGAAGUGUGGACUGAUAAUAGGAAUAAUCGGUCUUGCGGUCCACGUGCACAUUUGGAACUGGGGGGCACUGACGUCAGGACGCCGAGAACUUCAUGUAGCUGAACGGGACAACCGAUUACCAGGUGUAAUAAAUACAAAAAACAAUCGCCAGUCGCCAUAUUAUGUCAAAGACAAAAAAACGCAAGCCAGGUUCGCCAACGAUGACACAUUCUAUCUUGCGACUAAUAUAAUUAGCGGUGUCGGUCUUGGAAACUUCAUGUAUGGAUAUGCCUCUGUGGUUGGCGUAGCUAACAGCAGGGACAUGACAGUAGCUCUACAAGCAAACCAUCCUCUUAGACAAAUAUUCCAUCUGGAAGAAAAGGUUUUACCAGAUGCAAACAUGUUCAAAACAUUCGAAAGAGUAACUUCAGAAAAAUGUUCGAGGUAUGACAAAAUGUUUUUAGAAAUGCCUCGAAAUCGUAAUUACACAAUUGACAAUCUGUUGCAGUCGUGGAAGUAUUUUAGCCACGUGGAAUCAAAUAUUCGUCAUCAGUUAAGAUUUAAAGAUCACAUCAAGUCCGUUGCCGAGAAACGAAUUCGUGAAAUUCGUGAAAAAUACCAGUCAAAAAGUCAAGGGGAGAUAACCCUAAUAGGAGUUCAUAUAAGAAGAGGUGAUAAAGACUCCGAAUUGGCCAGAAAGACCGGAAAUUACGUCGCUCCGCCAGAAUACAUCAAAAACGCAAUGGCGUAUUUUGUGUCUAGGUUUUCAAACUGUGUUUUUGUUGUUUGUAGUGAUACGAUGACGUGGGUGGAAAAACAUGUAAAAACAAAUACAGGCAUGGAACUGAUAUCAGAAAGGAACUCUCCGGAAGUGGAUAUGGCCAUAUUGUCUCUAUGCAAUCACACUAUUAUGACAGUGGGGACAUUUGGAUGGUGGGGAGGCUAUUUAGCUGGAGGGACUGUGUUGUAUUAUAAAAAUCCGUAUGACGAAAAAGAUCAAUUCUGGAGUAAGGUAUUCAACAAGGCUGACUACUUCCCACCACACUGGAUACCCAUGUUGUGAAAUCUGAACACAGAAUUUAUUUGUUAUAUGCCAUUCACGUUUCCAUGCUUUCGUUCAUGUUUUCUAACUGUGUAGUCCAGUUAAACAAAACUGAAAUACUGUAGUUUCAAUGAGAGCGCCUAGACUGAAUGCUUUCGAUGCGUGCGUCUGAAAAAAACACAUACGGCCAGCCGCAAUGGAAUAACCGUAUAAGCUGUAUAUGUCCAAAAUGUAAGCCACAGACGCGUCAAUCAGUGGGACCGCACGCACGUGCCGCAUCCAAUCUGUAUGAGCCUUUAGUAGAGCAUUGGCCUGAGAUGUUUACUAAUCUGAAGUCUGAACGCAGCAUAAAAAGAUUAUAUUAUAAAACAUU